Molecule: messenger RNA, 5601 nt
Organism: Serendipita indica DSM 11827
Lineage: Eukaryota; Fungi; Basidiomycota; Agaricomycetes; Sebacinales; Serendipitaceae
Source: the annotation of a GenBank genome assembly
AUGGACAGAGACCUCACGAGAGACUGGCAUGAGAGCCUCGGCACGUUAUUGACCUUUGGGGCGUUGUAUACCGCCGUCCUCACGGCUUUCAUCAUUGAGAGCAUGAAACUGCUUCAAGAAGAUACGGGAGAGACGACUCGAGACAUUCUUCUGGUUGUUUCUCGUCAACUUGCAAACGCAUCAACGCCGGCCUUUGAACACGAGGAGUUCACGCCCGAGGCCUGGGCAGUGAGGGUCAAUUACUGCUUCCUCACGAGUAUAUCGUGUAGCUUGGUUGCUGCACUCGGAGCAGUGCUCGCGCUACAGUGGGUUGGGUCCUAUGACUUUGGCCUCAUUCGGUCGUCAGCGAAAAUGCGCGCAACUCAACGACAACUUCGAUAUAACGGCAUAAAAAAGUGGAAGCUUGCUCAACUAAUAUCCAUCCUUCCACUCCUCAUCUACAUUUCCCUCUUCCUGUUCUUUAUCGGACUGGCCGACUGGCUGUGGCACAUUCAUCGUUCAGUCGCUAGUGUCGUUGUGGCAGGCGUGGUCAUAGGAGGACUAUUCUAUUUAGUCACUCAUAUCAUCAGCAUUUUCGACAUAUCCGCUCCUUUCCGCACACCUAUCUCCCUUUCUGUCUCGUACAUGAUCCAGAAAUUGCAUUGGUGGCUCGUCAAUGUUCUUUCCUGGCUUAAGCAAUAUUUUGGCCUGCAACAACGUCAACGGCAUGACAAAACUUUUAGUCUCCAGCAGUUCAUGAAACAUGAAGUCGGAAAGCUGCAUAGUACCUGGAUCAAAUUUCGCUCAUUGCUUCCUGCACUCCGUAAAGCCAUUACGGCCCCAUCGACUCCACAUUACUUCAAGCAUCGAGAGCGAAAAGAGCUGGAUUUCUCCGCGACGACUCUGCAUAGGGACAGUAUCCUGUGGUUGGCUAAGAAUAUAGACGACAUCCCUUCGUCACGAUCAGCUUUCGUGUCACUGCUCAAAGAGGUUGUACAGGUGCCGUACGUGCAGCUCAUAGGUCGCAGAAUGGAGUCGAAUCUGUGGCCUGCGAUUUUCCAAAACGUAUUUCGGCAGUUUUACGAAAUGGAGGACGUUAUUCCAGAGGUAUUCUCCAAUGCAGCGCUUGAAGAGUUGGAGGCCCUUCUAGAAGCACUUGCGUUGGUUGGAAUACGUGGUACUUCUGAUAAAUAUGAUGGAAACAUUUGGCGUCUGUGUUUUCGACUUCACCAAAGUAACCUUGGUAGAGUCUCCACAUUUUCUGGAUUGGUACUCUGGAAAAUCAAGGAAAUCCACGGACACUCGAGUCUCACCUCGCUACCAUCCAUCGUCAACCAGGAGCCUGAUCUUAUCACCAGUCUCUCAGACUCCUGGGCAUACAUGAUACUUCACUGUAUUUACAAUCAUGGGAAGCCAGAGGAUAACCCAGAGCUCGCUGUACUUCUGACCCCACUUACGCUUCCCGAAUACUAUGGAGAAAAGCAUCAGCUUCUUGGACUCCCUACAAUUUUCAUACUCAUGCGAAUAGUUCUUCGUAUUCAUGGCUAUAACGCAGAUGCCGACGAACCGUGGGAACAAUAUAGAGAGGCGGUAUCCCAUAUUCCCGAGGCCAAAGGCGACUGCGAUACUGUCCAGAUAUGUCACACCGUGAUACUCCUCCAACUACUUUCUCAUGCCCCCAAAUUACAAAACCACCGUAGCGAGGUAUUACACGCUCUGUUACAAGCCCACGACUCUUUAUCGAAGUUUGACGACCUACGUCUACUCAUACUUGGAUUAUUAACACAUAUAGUCAAACCUGCUGACCGAGAGCCAUUAAAGUCUCAACUAAUGACAGCCCUCGCCGUCGUCAUUUGUUGGCCCAAUCCGCCCUCAAGUGAGUUACCAGCCGGACGUUGGGCAGACAUACUUGAAGGGUCCGACCGGAUAUUGAGCCAAUCGGGUGAUUCAAGGUUCAGCCUUAAUCUUCUCGUCUCGUCGCUCUUACGCGCAGCGGAAGUCACUGGAUAUCCAGUUCGCUCUUCCGGACAGGCAACAGGACCCGCUUUGACACACCCUGUGAUACUGGUUCUCGCCUCUUUGGUUCUCCCGGACCGUUAUUCGCUCGGGCCUCUCAAGGAUAUGGAUUUUCCACCAGAGAUUCGCAAAGAUUCAAGCUACCAGGAUCUACUCAAAGCAUGGUGUAGGGGAUAUACAUGUUCUUCGAACAGAGACAUCGAAUCCGAGUGUAUUGUCCUCCUCGAAUCGGCAGAAAUGCUAGAUGCAAUUUGCAUGACUAUGUACGUCAGUCACCAGAGUAAUAAGAUAGCCUACUGGAACGCUCUCUUAACCAAUCAUCUAGAUCGCCUGUUGUCGAACCCCAAGGCCCCUUCCAUUUUGAAAGAAGUUGGAGAUACCCCAGUGUUUCCAGACCGCUUCUUCGAAGCUGGUGGCAUAUCACGGGUGGUUACCAGCCUCCGGGAGCCUUACAAAAAGAGCCAGGAAGACGCUGUGGAGCGGCUGGUUCUUCGGUGCAUACAGCGGGCCACAAGUAUGCCCACGUUUUACAAUAGCCUCAGUUUUGUGGCAGCGUAUAUUGAAGCUGCCACCCUUGUCUACAAAUCCGGACCCUCCUACAAUCUGCUGAUGGAACUCCUCCAGAACAUCCACGAUUCCCAAGAGCCUCCUGAGCGUGGAUUCAGUUCCUUUAUGCAUUCAUUGUUUAAGAAUGUGGAUGAUCAGUUGAAAGCUGAAAUCCAGACACUUAUCAUGGCAUGCAAACGCCAGGAGCUUAUGAGAGACUGGAACGAUAGUCUGAACACGUUACUAAUCUUCGGGGCCCUGUAUACUGCCGUCCUCACGGCAUUCAUCAUCGAGAGCAUGAAGCUACUUCAAGAGGAUAUGGGAGAGUCAACUCGAAAUAUUUUGUUUAUCGUUUCUCACCAGCUUGCGAACGCAUCAACGCCAGCCUUCGAACACGCGGAAUUCACGCCGGAGGCUUGGGCGGUGCGGGUGAACUACUAUUUCUUCACAAGCAUAUCUUGUAGCUUGGUCGCCGCACUGGGAGCAGUCCUCGCCCUGCAAUGGGUUGGAUCCUACGACUUUGGCCUCAUUCGAUCAUCGGCGAAAGUGCACGCCACUCAAAGACAGCUGCGAUACAAUGGAAUAAAGAAGUGGAAGCUUGUUCACCUGAUAUCAGCCCUCCCACUUCUCAUCCACAUCUCCCUCUUCCUAUUCUUUGUGGGACUCGUCGACUGGUUAUGGCACAUUCACCGCCGGGUUGCUUAUGUCGUCGUGACGGGUUUGGUCAUAGAAGGAAUACUCUAUGCGGUGACCCAUAUUAUCAGUAUUUUUGACGUAUCCGCUCCUUUCCGCACUCCCAUCUCCCGGUCCCUUCCCUACAUGAUUAGGAAGGUUCAUUCCUACACUUUCCUCACCGUAUCCCAUCUUUCUGUGUGGAUAGAAGAUAAGGUCCUUCAGCAACUGCAUUCGUCUCGCGAGAGUGUUGACGAAUCGCCGGGUAUACAACGGUUCAUGAAGUAUCAAGCCGUAAAACUACAAAAGUUCUGGCUGAACAUUCGCUCCUUGGUUUAUGCACUACACAAAUUUGUUAUAAACCCGACAGAGGCACGAUCUUUCGAGCAUCGGGAGCGACAAGCCCUUGAUUUGGUUACAACUCUACAAAGAGAUACAAUUCUGUGGCUUGCUAAGAACAUAGAAGACCUCCCUUCAUCACGACCAGCUUUCGUCACACUACUCAAAGAAGCAGUUCGCUUGCCACAUGUACAACUCAUAGAUCCCAGAAUGAAUUUGGCCCCGUGGUCUGCGAUUUUCCAAAACGUAUUUCAGAAGUUCAACGAAAUAGAAGAUGUCACUUUGGAAGCAGUUUCUUCCGAAGAAUUCGCGGAGUUGGAGGCUCUUCUAGAGGCGGCGGCGUUAGUAGGAACAAAUGCGACUCUAGGUGGUGGUGUCUCUGAUCGCAACAUUCGACAUCUUUGCUCUCGACUUCAUGAAUGCGCCUUCGGUAGAGUUUCGACGUUCGCUCAGUUGGUACAGUGGAAAUUUCAGGAAUUCCCGGUAUGGUGGGAUGACACGCCAUUAUCAAAUGUACUCCGCCAAGAACCGGAUUUAAUCCUCAACCUCUCAAAUUCAUGGAUAUACAUGGUACUGUAUCACAUCCACAGCCACGUUGACCGGCUGAAUACACAGGACCUUAUCGAGUUUCUGAGUCCACUCGCAUCUUCAAAACACUAUGAAGGCGAGCAUCGUCUUCUCGAAAUUCCUACAAUUUUCAUUAUCAUGCGGAUUGUGACUUGCAUCCAAGGUUACGAUACGUAUCCCGGCAGUUUAUGGGAACAGUAUAGACAAGCUUCCUCUGUUAUCCUCAGGACCAGAAGCGACAACUCUGAUGUUCUUCAAACAUGUCACAAAGUCAUACUUCUUCAGUUGCUUUCUCAUGCACCUAAUACGCCAGAUAUGCGCGAAGAAGUGUUGAACUCUCUGUUACAAGCCUGGCACCAGUUCCCGAGUUCCGACGACAUACGACCAGUCAUACUCAAACUACUAGUAGACUUGUUUGACCUGGAGGAAAUGUCAUUGAAUACCCAGUUGAUGGGCCUCCUCGCUGCCGUCAUUUCUUGGCCCGAACCAACGUCAACCCUGACACCAGCCAGGCGUUGGGCCGACAUAAUCGAGGGCUGCGAUCAAAUAUUAACCCACGAGCAUGACUCUAGGUUUACCCUCAGUCUUCUUGUCUCGCCAGUCUUACGAGCAGCGAAAGCCGCGGGCUAUUCCGUUCAGUCCCCUAAUGGGAUCACACUGAACUCAUUGGAACAUCCUGUAAUAUUGAUUCUCGCAUCGUUGAUUCUACCUGGCUGCUGUUCGCUCAGCCCUUUGAAGGGGAUGAUCCUGUCGCCGGAGAUUCACGAGGAUCCAAUUCUGCCGGAUCUACUCGACGCUUGGUGUAAUGCAUAUAGACGGCCUUCCGAUGGAGACGUCGAGGCCGAAUGCAUUCUCCUCGUCGAAUCGGCAGAGUUACUCCCCGCAAACCUUUUGACGAGGUAUAUUGAUAGGCAGAGAGAUGAUGGAGCAUAUUGGGAGGUCCUCGUUUCCCAACAUCUGCAACGUCUAUUGUCAAAUCGCAUGGCACCAUAUAUCUUGAAGCAGGUCCGAUACACCUCGAUUUUCCCAGACUGCUUCUUUGAAGCUGGUGGUAUUACAUGGGUGGCCACUCGCCUUCGUGUCCCUAACUAUGUGACCGAACGAGAUGACAUGGUCGAGCUCAUUAUUCAGUGCAUCGAGAAAUCUACAAGCGUAGCCACCUUCCGCAACAGCCUACAUUUGGUGGCCACCUAUAUUGAAGUGACGGCUCCAGUCGAGGCUGCCCCUCUUUCGUACGGUCUCUUUGAGGAAAUCCUCACGGAAAUCCACACUUUUAGAGCUGCAUAUCAAAUUCACCUUCGCCUUCGAUGUAGUCCCUUCAUGUACUCACUGGUCACGAAUGGACUAGAAGACCAGCUCAAAGGCGAGGUAGAGACAAUAAUUGCGGCGUGCAAGCGCAAGUAUCUCCUAUCACCUCCAGUAGACGACAGACUGCGAUUCAUGAGGGAUCCGGAUGAACUCUGCCAUAGAUCGUGGACAUGA